AUGAGUCUCUCCACUAGAAAGGUUUCGCCGCUAGAGGGGUUAAGAAGCAAUGGAGACAAAAAAUCCGAGGUUUUGGUCUUGCGGGAAAGAGGAAAUAGCACUGCGUCUUUCGAAAGUGUGAAAACCACGGAAAGAUUGCUGGACCGUCUUGAUUUGAGUGAAGACGACGAAGCAUUGCUGCAACAAGCCCUCAAGGAAGCACACGCUCAAAACUUGGCUGGUGUCACUCUCAAAAAUUAUGAAAAUCGUGCAGUUUGCGUUCCAGCGUCAGCAUUCCCAUCUUUGAGGAAAAGUAGCGGAUCAAGUGUUCAAUCUGAUGGAAGUGAAUACAAGCCACUUAUGCAUAUAUUGAAAGAGCUAUCUGAAAAGGAGAAAAUUACGGUCUCGAAGAAAAAACAGGUGGAGCUGCAUUUGCCUAGAAGCAGAUAUUCGUAUUUUGUUGAAGAAGACAGUGAUGAGGAACAGAACGGGGCAGUUUUGGACACCCAGGCCGGCACAGUAAACUUUGAGCGCUUUAGAUCUAAGACUGCGACCGGGCCAACAUUGUCAAAAUCAGUAUCUCAUACCUCGGAACCCGAUAUUAUCAAUAAUUUUUCAUCCACACCUCAACGGCUCACAUCAAAGAACACGGGUCUCAAUUCGAAGGAUUAUCACUUGGCUCAUAUACAGGGAACGGGCAGUUCUACUUCAUUAGAAACUAAAGGUCUCAUAAAGCGCAGUACCCAGUCUUCAAUAGACAGUGACGUAUCCGGAGAGAGCGAUAAGAAAUCCCAACAUGUAGAUGAAGCGCCACGUUGGAUAUUUACGACUCCCAUGAAACCAGGCUCCGCUUCUUCUUCACAACAAAAUUCACUAUCGCCUUCAAAACGGUCGAGCCAACAGAAAGGGCAUAAGAAAACGCCAUCAUCUUUUUUCAAAAAUUUCUUCAAGUCUCCCAAGAUCACUGAUUCGCGACCUGAGAUGGUAAAGGUUAAAUCCACAGGCUCGACACCUAAUUCGACACCAAGCUCGACUCCAACGAGUGCGAAAUUCAAGUUCCCAUCUAUUCAAACGGAGGCACUUCGUUCCUCAGAGUCACGUAACAGUCCUCCACUAACAGCAUCAUCAGACUUAACUCCACGAUUCCCUCCUCGUGCCAAAAAUUCGCAUUUUGACCACAAUAGAGCUUCAUCGGAUCCCAAUGUUCUAGUUUCACGCAGAAAUGAGAUGGAGGGAACUAAAGGCGGUGGUCGCCGUAACAAACCCGACACGCACAUUUAUGGUCUGGUGCGGCCUAGGACACACGAAACGACAAUACGACAAUCACAAAACGACGUACCGCCGAACGCUGACGCCAGGAUCAAGAUGGUGAUAGAGCUCAGAAACCGUGGUAACCUAAAGGCAUCGACGGAGCAUUUGAAAGCGCUAUGCGGGAUGCAAAACCCGACCGGAUAUCUUCUUUUUGGACUAGCGCUGAGGUAUGGCUCAGGCGUCGACAAAGAUUACUCGCAAUCACUCAUGUAUCUCAAAAGGGCCGCUGAUAUCCGUUCAGAAGAGGACGAGAUAUUUUCUCUGGACAUGGAUCCCCUCAAGCUCACAGAUGUCCCACACGUGCCGCCAGAACCCCAGGCUCCUGCACUCUACGAGUGCGGCAUGUCCUAUCUCAAGGGCUACGGUGUAGACGAAAUGGACGAGAUCAAAGGAAUCAAGUACCUCGAAAAGGCUGCGUCUUUGGGCCAUCUUGAUUCCAUGUGCUUGAGUGGCACGCUGUGGUCCAAAAGCUCCGCAAAAAGGGCCAAAGACAAAUCCCGCGCCGCGGCGUGGUUCCGAUUGGCUGAUAGAAGAGGAGCAGAUCUCAUAGGUGCCGAUUGGAUAUACAAAGACAAGUACCAGAGUCGAAGCAUCGACAGUUUGUAA
Messenger RNA from Lachancea lanzarotensis, 1896 nucleotides. It is a transcript of the gene DSF2, whose product is annotated as LALA0S10e05908g1_1. Gene Ontology annotation, molecular function: protein binding. The transcript has a single exon. NCBI's taxonomy places the organism in Eukaryota, Fungi, Ascomycota, Saccharomycetes, Saccharomycetales, Saccharomycetaceae. The coding region runs from base 1 to 1896 and encodes 631 amino acids. The record is from RefSeq and is a predicted model, not a curated record.